UUGGAUUUGGAUUUUCCUGACCUGCCUGCCGGACUCUUAGUUUCUGCCACGAUGUCGGGCACUCAGGACUACGAUCGCAAGUACCUCCUCAGCAUGGCGGGCCUGUGCAAGAUGGCCUGUUUGCUGUGCAGCUUCGUUGGAAUUCUGUGCAUCAUCUGCGGACCGGUGCGCGUGAGCAAUUUUCGCGGCAGCUUCUACCUGGCGGUGGUAUCCAUUGGCCUUGUGGCUACCUUGACCCUGCUCUUGGCCAGAUACCUACGAAUGUGGCAGCGCCCCUUCUGCCGGUGCGAUCCCACACUCUGGUCGUUGGCAGUGCACUCCUCCCUGGCACUGGCCUACUUCACGGCCUCCGGACUCGUUCUGUCCCUCGACAUCGGGGCCUACACGGCGGCAGCGUUUUUCGGGCUGACAGCAUUUUGCAUCAACGCUCUGGAGGCCUACGGAAACUAUAGGCGCAGUCGCCAGAGGGAGGUGGCCACCCAAACCAUAUAGACUUGGAUUCCGGUGCACAAUCCCCGCUUUUCGGUGGCUUUUGCUACCUUAAGCUUGCUCCACAGUGGUGUGAGUACGUAGUAGUAUCUGUGUGAGAGCAAGAAUCUGUGUGCGUGAGAGCGAGUAUCGCUUGCAUUAAGCAUUUUGUAGUCUGGUAGGAGAAUGUGGAAAGCUUUUAUCGCUGGUACAGUUAUUGGAUGUUUUAUCUAAUAGUCGCUAGAUAUGUAGGUCAAGAAGUGAAGAAGAUAAGCCCAGUCGAUAUGCGGAUUAUAUUAUAUAGAUAUUAUAAAGCAGUGAGUGCAACCAAGAGAGAAAACACUGAAAAAAGAGAAACAAUUCCAAAGAGAUAAUUCGUAUUGUGUCUUCUGGCUCUGCUUUUUUUUUUGAUCCCUCUCCACCUGAUAACUGGUUAACAAAGCGUGAAUACAUACAUAUGUAUAUAAAUAGAUUUGUACAGAUUUUGUUGUACCUUAGUUAAGUAAUAUUCGUAUUUGUGUGUCACAAGUAAAUAUACUUUUUAGAUAGUUAGUUGGUAAAUUGAUGCGAAGCACGAUGCCUUUUGUGAAAUAUUUUUACAACCACUGAA
This is a messenger RNA of Drosophila takahashii, 1078 nucleotides long. RefSeq lists its product as uncharacterized. Lineage: Eukaryota; Metazoa; Arthropoda; Insecta; Diptera; Drosophilidae. Gene Ontology annotation, cellular component: membrane. The record is from RefSeq and is a predicted model, not a curated record.